GUCACGUGAUCGUUCCUUUCCAUGUGCUAUUUCGUUUGACACGUUUUGUGUCGAGAUCCUUCCUCGUUUUUUUGCUACUUUACGCUUCCCCUUCGUUAUCUCAUGCCUGUCCAGUUGAUUGAUACCAUGGAGGAAGAAGUCAAGAAUCAAUCGAGCGGUUCAGAGACUGAAGUCAAACACAAAAAGUCCAAAAAAUCGAAGAAAGAUGCGAAGGAAAAGAAGAUCAAAAAAGAUAAGAAAAAUAAGAAACGAAAGCACGAAGAUGAAGCAGAAGCUGAAGCUGAAAGUUCUGAAGUGAAAAUUAAAAAGAGCAAAAAACACAAGAAAGAGAAAAAAGAUGAUAGUGGUAGUGAGAGUAGUAACACAGAGAAGCCGACAAAGAAAGAAGUAGUAGAUGUGACCAGUAGUAACCAUAGUAACAAUGACAAGACUGAAGUUACAGAGGAACCAAAGGAAUUAACAAAGGAAGAGAAAGCAGGAGCAUUUAGUAAUUUUCGACUUUCACCACAGACGAUAGCUUCAUUGAAAGCUCGUAGCAUCACUCACUUGUUUCCAAUUCAAGCUAAAACAUUCGACUACGUUUAUGACGGACAUGACGUGAUUGCCCAAGCAAGGACCGGUACUGGCAAGACAUUAGCGUUUGCGUUACCAUUGGUUGAAAAAUUGAAAAACACAGAAUUCAAAGCUGGGCGUCCACCUCAAGUGUUAGUGAUGGCACCAACCAGAGAAUUGGCCAAGCAAGUUUCUGAAGAUUUUCAGGCAUCGAACCCAAGACUUUCAACUUUGUGUGUUUACGGCGGUACCGCGUACUGGCCACAGGAGUCUGCAAUCCGGCGUGGUGUCGACGUCUUAGUUGGAACACCGGGAAGAAUUCUUGAUUACGUCCAAAAAAACACUCUUAACUUAAGUCAACUGAAACAUGUGAUUUUGGAUGAAGUGGAUAGAAUGCUGGAUAUGGGUUUUGCAGACACUGUUGAAGAGAUUCUAUCAGCAUCGUACAAGAUGGAUAACCCUGGUGAAAACCCCCAGACGCUGUUGUUCUCAGCAACCCUACCAGAGUGGGUUUAUAGGACUGCGAAAAAAUACAUGAAAAGCGAGAUUAAAAGAGUUGAUUUAAUUGGACAACAGAAGUUGAAAACUGCUACCACAGUUGAACAUUUAGCAAUCAGAUGCCAUUAUCGGCAGCGAGCAGCGACUAUCAGUGAUGUCGUACAAGUAUACAGCGGUAAGCACGGCCGGUGUAUGAUAUUUACAGAAACGAAGAAAGACGCGAAUGAAAUGGGAUUGAGUUCAAGUAUACGACAAGACGUUCAAGUGUUGCACGGUGACAUUGCCCAGAACCAGCGAGAGAUCACAUUAAAGGGUUUUCGUGAUGGUAAAUUCCGUUGUCUCGUGGCUACUGAUGUUGCUGCCAGAGGUCUAGACAUUCCUGAAGUUGAUCUGAUUGUAAUGUGUGAACCUCCUAAGGAUGCUGAAAACUAUAUUCACCGAUCUGGCCGUACUGGUAGAGCCGGCAGAACCGGUGUGUCUGUGUGUUUUUAUAAACCAAAUGAGGAACAUGUUUUAAAGCUUAUAGAAAGAAGAGCGGGCAUAAAAUUUAGAAGAGUUGGUGCCCCUCAACCUGAAGAUAUUAUAAAAACAUCUGCAGACGAUGCACUCAAAUCUUUAGAUGCUGUACCCGAAUCUGCCAUUAAACUUUUCCAUGAAGCUGCAGAAAAACUGAUAGAAGAAAAAGGGCCAGUUGAGGCCCUGGCAGCAGCUCUAGCACUUGUAUCAGGAGCUACUGAUGUCACAUCAAGAUCACUGCUCAAUUCUGAUGAGGGUUAUACAACUUAUAUAUUCAGUUGCCAGACAGAAAUGAGAGCGCUUUCCUACGUCUGGAGAGCCCUUGGUAACCAGAUACCGGAAGAUGUCAAGGAAAAGUUCAGAGGAAUGAGAAUGUGUACGAAUACAAAGAGCGCCGUGUUCGAUGUACCCAACGAUGUGAUUCCCAAACUUGAGUCACACUGGGUUAACAGAUGGGGAUGUACUCUGGAACAAGCUCAGCAUCUACCAGAUAUUAUCGAGACAAGCACUCAGGGAAGAAAUGGAUUUGGACGAGGUGGAUUCGGACGAGGAGGAUUUGGUGGGCGUGGCGGACGUGGUCGAAAGUUUGGUGGGAUCAGUCGGCGAGAUAAACCUUCUGCUGGAAAUAGAGGCUUUAAAAAUAACUCAUUUUUUUCGAACUAGUACCAUUAAAAUCAAUGAAAAGAAUGUUUCCAAUUAAUUUAUUUGCAAUUUUGUGUCUUUCUGUCAUCAAAGGUGAACUUGAUGGAUUGCGUUUAAUACUAGAUUGUAAUAAUGGAAAUAUAAGGUCAUCUCUUUAUUUACUGUCGUCAUUACAAAUUUGUGAAUAACCUCAUUUGAAAACAUUUUCAUUUUUGAAUUCUGUGAUUUAUUUUUAAAGUUAUAUUUUUAGUUGGUCUCGCUAUUCAUCUGUACGAUAACAUCAAAUAUAUUGCCCCUUCUCACAAUUUUAAUGUGUUUUUCUGUUGGACAUUAUACCAAUAAAUUAUUCCUCAGUCUCCAAACAAAA
Molecule: messenger RNA, 2575 nt
Organism: Saccoglossus kowalevskii
Lineage: Eukaryota; Metazoa; Hemichordata; Enteropneusta; Harrimaniidae
Product: nucleolar RNA helicase 2-like
Molecular function (GO): RNA helicase activity; RNA binding; ATP binding
Source: RefSeq, a predicted model, not a curated record